GUAAAUGCAGUUCGAACACACUGAAUUCGAGGUCUUUUGUGAGAUGCCCGGAAUCAAUGAAAUGUUCAAAGCCUUUAGUGAAGAAUACAGGAAAAGAAAUGAAGAAAGUUCAAAGAUGCAACAUCUACUCAAAAAAUAUGAGGGAUUUUGUAAGGAGCCCAAAAUUAUUGACGAGCUCAAAGCUUGUUGUGAAAAGUACAGGAAAAGAAUUGAAGAAAGUACAAACAAAUGGCAAGAACUGUUCAAGAAAUUUUCUGAGGAGGGAGUUACUGAGAAGUUCAAGGCUGUUUGUUUAAAGGUUGAGGAAGAGGAAGAAAGAAAAUUCAAUGAAGAAUUCAAGAAGCUUUGUGAAGUAUGGGAGGAGAAGCUUCAAAUUGAAAUGAUUCAAACGGAGGGACUAGAAGGUGUCACUGGCAUGAAUUCAAGUAGCCUGCAGAACCUUGCAAUGGGAAUUCCAUUUGAGCCAGAAGGGAAGUUAAAGAGAAAAAGAGAGGAAGAACUAGAUGGAACCCAUAGGGACAAAAGGCCUGCAACUGCUUACCCUACUCCAAGUCAUCCCUCAAUUAGUGGGUUUAUGGCUGAGGCUCAUGAGUCAGCUGCUGCACUGACUGCUCAACGAUCUCUGUUCUCAAGUGACGAAGGUACACAAAUAAAAAUGACAGAGGCUGCUCAUGACAGGGAGGCCUUGAGCUCAUCAUGGGCACCUCCGCAGGUGGAGCCGAAGACGUUCACUUUUGAUGAGCUUGGACAAGUGAGCAUUGAAGGACCUAGUUUGUAUUCUGUUCUGCAGGAUGCAGUCGCUGACAUGGACAUUUGGAAUAUUUUACUUGACCUUCCGGCGGACCUUGAAACAUGCACAGGAAAUUUGGCGGGAUAUUGUGAGGGAGAAUUGCAGUCCAGCACUAUGCCAUUGAUGGCGGGUGCCGUGAAUUCUACUGGUACUGGAGAGUCUCAUCAUGACCCUCUUGGCAUGCAAGGAGAAACUACUGCUGCUGCUGGAUCCUCCGGUGGUCCCAGCACCCAGUCCUCACAGCACAAUGAAAAGUUUUAACUCUACCUUUGUCCCACUUUUAUGUCAUUUCCUACGGGACUUGUCAAAUGGAUGAUACAGGUUUUUAUGUUUAUGUUGGCUUAUCUAAGCUACGGGUUAUGUUGGUGCAGCUGUUACCUAGAAUGAUAUGAACUUAAUUGCAUGAACACUAAUUAGCUGGUUGUCUUGAAUGGGAUAUUUGCGCUGGAUGUUAAUUAUAUAAACUACAUUUUAUUUC
This is a messenger RNA of Rubroshorea leprosula, 1268 nucleotides long. Lineage: Eukaryota; Viridiplantae; Streptophyta; Magnoliopsida; Malvales; Dipterocarpaceae. The record is from the annotation of a GenBank genome assembly.